AUGAUUGCUGCCUACGAAGCCAGCCUCCCAUGGCUGCUGACCCUGCCUAGCCUCGUACCAACCCUCGAGGUUAGCCUGUUCCAACAUUAUGCUUAUACAUGCGUCCCCAUUGAAAACGCUUCUCUAAUCCGAGUGCAUACCCACAACAAAACUUCAAAACAUCAGACCACGGCCUCCAUUGUGCUGACGGUGGAAGCUUGGCUCAAGCCGCUUCUGCCCGAGCAUACCACCACCCAUCCCUUCUCGCACCUCGAUGCAUUUAUCAGCGGUGCCAUCAAGCAAGAUUUCAAUCCUGCGGCAGCUACUACCUUCCAGAAGAUCAUCAAUCAAACUCCACCAGACUUCCCUGACAUGGACUGGUCUGCUUUUCAAGCCACCAUCACACAGGCUCUCAACGCACUCGAACAGGCACUGGAAGCGCCCGAAGCGUUGAGCAGCCGCUUGAAGCAAUUGGAUCCCAACAGUGACAGCCAGGACUCAGUGCUGCAAGAGCUGCACGAUAUCAUUGCUGGGUUCGAGCUGCAGCCAGUUCUUCUUGAGCUUCAGGCCGUGCUGGCAGCAUGCCCCGCUCCACCCACCGCGCCAUUAAUCGCGCCUGAGACACCACCCACCGACCUGGCAGCGGCCCUGGGCAAAGUGAUCCCUCUAAGCGGCGUAGAAUCCAAGCGUCAAGAGCUGCUCACCGGUGCCAACAGCAACCUCAAGCACCUAGUGCUUGCCUUGAUCGAUGCCCUGGGCGCCGUGGCAAAAGCUGGAACCAGCGAGACGAUUCAUCGCGUGGAAACGCUACGGCAAUGCGCGCAAUGCGUGGAUGCAAGUGCACCGCCUCCAGCCGAGGCUUUGCCCGAGGCCUGGGAGGAGCUGUGCCAAGCUCACGAGAAGCUGAGCCUGCUCGAGCACAAUGGCCUUCAAAAAAUUGCUCAGUGGCAACCACCUACAGACUACGAGCAUCAGGAUUGGUACUUGGCGUUUGUGCACCACAAGUCGCAAGCUCUGCUGCAGCAGUUACAAGACAUGAUUGACUGGCAGGCCACGACGCUCUCCGUGUUGACCUCGUGCAUGAGUCAUGUGAACAGCUUGACUCAAGACGUUGAUGAUGAAUCGGCUGCUGCCCACGAGGAACUAACCAAGGUGGAGACUGAGAUUCAAAACAGCAGCGCAGCUCUACAGCUCGUGCCCAAAGUUCUUCGGUCUGCUCUCGAGCAAGAACUCAAAAAGCUAGAAACGCAACGCGACACCUUGCGACAGCAAUUAUCAGAUCAGCCACGUGUGGACCACGUCGUAGAGCUCGCCCGGCUUCUGCAACAACACUUCCCAGCGCUGCUGGUCUUUUUGCACCCUGAACAGAGCACGCUGGGAGCGCGGCUCCGCACAGUGCUUGGCCCCGACCUUCCAGCCAGUCUGAUCUUGGAGGCCAUGACUGAAGUGGACCGCACACUGUCACUCUCCAACCUGGGUCAGCUUGAUCUUCAUUAUAAUCAAAAUCACAAGGUGUACAAGACCCACGCCGUGAUACCAGAUUUUGGGGAGCAAGAUUUGGCUGUCAAGGACAAGGGCCUGGUGCACCGAGAUGUCAAGCUGAGCAACGUCAUGCUGGACGGUGCAGAGGACCAGCCCGUCGUGCGGUUGGGCGACUUUGACAUUACCAAGGCCGCCGCUGAAGCCACCAUGCUACCAUAUGGGAUUUUUAAGCGGGAGAUGAUGCCUUCAGCUUUCCUCAUCUGGCGGCCGAGCUGUGUUUCUGUGCAGAUGUGCGACGCAGUGAGCAAUCUGUACAAGGAAACACGAGCCUUUCUUGCAACAGAUUCAAAGCAACGACCAAGCCUCUUCAGUGCCGGGCAGAUCGUGCAGCAGUCUGCCUUUGCCCAAGCCGGGCCAGCCAUUGAUGUCUUGCGCGAUGCGCCCGAGCUUAUUCCAGAGGUGGGUGAGCUACUGAAGCAGCUGAACACCGAUGGGCGGGGACCAGCAAAUAUUGCAGUGCAACGGGUAGAGCGCGUGCACAACCCCGUGCUGUGGGAGCGCUACAGCGCCAAGCGACGCGAGAUGUUGCAUCGUAUCAAAAGUCAGGAGCACUAUGAUCAACUCCAAGCGUCCACAUUAGAUGCACCCUCCGGCUCUCCAGCUCUGCUCCGUGAUACAUCCUGUCAAGAGCGCCUGUUGCUCCACGGCAUCGGCCCUGACACAAUGCUGCGCGACAAGAUUGUGCGACUGGGCCUUGACUAUCGCUUUGCUGGCAGCAGUGCCGGCCACCGAUUUGGUCUCGGUGUUUACCUGGCCGACCAUCCCGGCAAGAGUCAUCAGUACGCUCGUGCCGGACCCAACGACAAACGGAUGCUCAUCAUCACGCGAGCACUCCUUGGCCAUGCCCAUGCCCAUCCAUCACCUCGUGCUGGGGCGGUGGCACCACCGCUCCUGCCCGAUGCGCCCAACAACGAGCGGUAUGACUCGGUUAUUGCAACGCCGCCUGGGCAAUUCCAUGAGGUGAUUGUGUUUGAGAACGCCCAAAUCUAUCCCGAGCUGGUUGUACACUACACGGCCAAUUAG
Molecule: messenger RNA, 2544 nt
Organism: Monosiga brevicollis MX1
Lineage: Eukaryota; Choanoflagellata; Craspedida; Salpingoecidae
Exons: 7
Coding region: 1-2544 (847 amino acids)
Biological process (GO): protein phosphorylation
Molecular function (GO): NAD+ poly-ADP-ribosyltransferase activity; ATP binding; protein kinase activity
Source: RefSeq, a predicted model, not a curated record